CUUCACUGAGCAUGAAUCCCCCAUCCGGAGUGGUGAGCAAAGGGCUCCCCCUUUUCAUCACGUGCACAGCCCCCAGGGAUGAUGGUCAGCUGAGGUUUCACUUCUACAAGCUCGUUCCUGGGAAUGUGGGGUCUGAGAUCAGCACCACAGAGUCCAGCACCAGCUCUGUGAACAUCUCUGUGCACAGCAUCCUGCAGGCCGGUCCCAACAACACUGGGGAAUUCACCUGCGGGUAUGAGGAGAACGUGGGUGGGAGGUGGAUCCCAUCCCCCAGAAGCCAGGCCGUAACUGUCACUGUUACAGCAUUAACAGCUUCACACUAUACCCGUGACAUUCUGCUGGGAACUGGUGGUGUCUUGCUUCUGACUGGAGCCCUGGCUGCUCUCAUCUGCUAUUGCCAUAGGAAGAAAAGAGUUCCAAAGCCUCUGAGAAGCACCAAGGGAUCUGAGCCCAGAGAACACACCAGGAACCCGGAUCCUGGUUGCAAUAAUAAGGGAUCAAAAGCCACAGGUGCCGGAGCAGAGCGGAUGGAAAAGGGCUCAGAAGUCACCUACGCGCUCAUAGAAUUCCCGGCCUCACAGGCCCACAGGACCCAGAAGACAAAAAAACCAAAACCUGCUGAAGCUGAGCAUGUGCUGUAUAGUGAGGUGGUGACAACGCACACCUGGAAGGCAACUAAAUAAGGAAGGGAAACCCUCUAUAUGUCUCUCUGCAUCUUCUCCCCCUCCUCCAGGCAUCCAUAUC
Molecule: messenger RNA, 744 nt
Organism: Mauremys reevesii (Reeves's turtle)
Lineage: Eukaryota; Metazoa; Chordata; Testudines; Geoemydidae
Exons: 4
Coding region: 12-683 (223 amino acids)
Source: RefSeq, a predicted model, not a curated record